UCUUGCCCACCUGACAACUCAGACAACGCCGACUGGACUAAUACAAGGCAUGGCUCCUGUACGUGUUAUUUUGGCCACGGGACUGGCUGUGGCCUCACUGAGCGUUGAUGCUUUUGUCUCGCCCCGAGCGUCAACUCUGGUUGGGCGAAGAGCCGGCUGUCACGCAGCAACAUCAAGACCACUUCACCAGCGCAUGAGGAUGGCCGACGAAGACAUCGUCGACGCGGCGGAGAAAGCCACUGACGGGGUAGCCGCGGCAAUCAAGGACGGAGCGGACAGCAUUGGCAAGGCCGCCAUGGAAGGGGCGAAGGACGUGGCCCUGGCCGCUAAGGACAGGGUCAGCCUGGGAGGGGUUGAGGUGUCCCCCCUGGGCGUGGGGGCCUGGUCGUGGGGGGACACGGUGUUCUGGGGCUACAGCGAAGCCAUGGACAAGGAGCUGCAGGAGGUGUUUGGCAACUGCGUGGGUGGGGGGGUGAAUCUUUUCGACACGGCCGAGGUGUACGGGGUAGGGAGAUCGGAGUACCUCUGCGGGAAGUUCAGGCGGGACUACAAGGGAAUCGACAAGAACGGAAUAGUUAUCGCUAGCAACUUCGCCCCGCUUCCGUGGCGACUGGGACGUGGCUCCGUGGUUGACGCCUGCAAGGCGUCGCUGGACCGGAUGGGGGCGGAGAGCAUGGAGAUCUAUCAGAUCCACUGGCCGUUCGGGGCGCUGAACUCGCGCUACUGGGACGGUCUGGCGGACUGCGUUGACCAGGGCCUCGUAAAGGCGGUGGGCGUGAGCAACUACGGACCGGAGGCCGUCAAGGACGCGCACGCGGCCCUGAAAGCGAGAGGAGUCAAACUUGGCAGCAACCAGAUACAGUUCUCGCUCGCUAACAGGAAGCCCGAAACCAGCGGCAUGUUGAGGCUGUGCGAAGACCUGGACGUUCGCGUGCUGGCCUACUCGCCGCUGGCGCAAGGGCUCUUGACGGGAAAGUACUCCAAGGACUUCGUACCGAGUGGACCGCGAGGAAGGGUGUUCAAGAAGAAGCUCCCCGCCGUCGCGCCGCUCGUGGACAAGCUCAAAGAAAUUGGAACCCCAAGGGACAAAACACCUGCACAGGUUUCCCUGAACUGGUGCAUUACCAAGGGAACUAUUCCGAUCCCGGGAGCGAAGAACAUCAGACAGGCGGAUGAAAAUUGCGGGGCGUUGGGGUGGCGACUGUCGGAGGAAGAAAUGUUCGCGCUUGACGCCGCAGCUUCGGCUGCCGGGCUGUAAACCGAGCGACGGGGAUGCCCCCCAAUGGCUGACUGAUCCUCGUGAAGCCGGCUCGGUGCUUUAUCUGUCUGGACGCGAAGCAAAGCCCGCGUUAUUGUGAUGUUAUGGAGGGGCGCGGUCUGCAUGUGGCGGAUAUCUCAAAUCGCGGGAGACUAACGGUUUGUCUAACGAGGGGCAGCAGCCCCCCUCCCCGGGCGCAGGUGAAAUUGCUGCUCUUCGUCCUCGAGAGGAAUAUGUCGGAUGUCGAUGAUGGUGACCCAGGAACGACCGAUCCAUCGGCCUAGUCGUAGAAGGAACGAAGGACUGUCGUUGCCGUCGAGAACUAGCGACCCAAGAAAUGUAUUAUGGUUUGCCCUGUAGAGUACAGAAAAUGAGGAAGAAGUACGGCCGAGACGAGACGAGAGACAAAGGCCAUAUCACCCUUGUUGGCUGUGCAAAACCUCGAGAGUGGAAAGAAAGAAGGGAACAACAGCGUCGGUGUGUGUCUGUACUGGAGGUGAUCGUUGCCGCUCCUAUAUCUUGCCUUGGUCCGCGCACGUCGGGGUGGCGCCUUGAUGGUUACGGUUCAUGCAACGACGCGAUAUGGCGUGAGGGCUAGGCAGCUUCCGCUCGUUCGUGGUGUCUGCGUUUAUCGAGGCACCGCGGGCAAUGUCGGCGAAAGUCCCGAACCUACAGAGCCCUACAGGGGCGGAAGAGUAGUGUACUAUAGUACCCCCGUUUGUCCGAUUCAUUUCACACGUGGGGUGAAUACACGCGUGGGGACGCAGUUCUUUGCUGCAAGAUUGUACCCAGGAGGGCGAGGAUAUGGUUCUCUUGUGGUCGACGCAGUCUACUGUGUGUGGGGGGCGUCCACGUUCGUAGCUAGAACGUACCGGUAUAGAAGAAAGGCACCGGGAUUGAAUACCGAGCGCUUGCCGGGCCCCCUGGAACAACCCUAGGCCAGGCCAGCAGGCUAUGUUUUUGUCACAGGACAGCGAUUUGUGAACGAGCCAGCGGGGGGGGGGGGGGUACU
Molecule: messenger RNA, 2270 nt
Organism: Ectocarpus sp. CCAP 1310/34
Lineage: Eukaryota; Phaeophyceae; Ectocarpales; Ectocarpaceae
Source: the annotation of a GenBank genome assembly